Messenger RNA from Canis lupus familiaris (dog), 538 nucleotides. RefSeq lists its product as uncharacterized. Lineage: Eukaryota; Metazoa; Chordata; Mammalia; Carnivora; Canidae. Bases 102 to 428 code for a protein of 108 amino acids. The transcript has 3 exons. The record is from RefSeq and is a predicted model, not a curated record.
CUCUCGCUCGGGAACUGCAAGCCCCAGCGUGCACUGCGAGCCCCAGCGUGCACUGCGAGGCCCAGCGUGCACUGCGAGGACCCGCGGAGCCUGGGAGGAGGAUGCUCGUGGUGCGGCGGUCUGCGGGCCAGUGUCUGGGACCGGACUUCAGACCCGCACUUAUCGCUGGAGCCUCCGGCUUUGCGUUCUCCUCCUCCACACUGAGCGACGUCCGUCUGCCCGCUGCCAUGUUUGAGAAAGAAAAGGAAAGUGCUCUAUCACUAAAAUCCUUGUCUCCCACUGAAGCCAGCCUACAGAUCAACCUUGGGAACCACCGCCUUAAGGAAUCAGCCAAUGUUACACAAGUCCCUCUACAAAAGAGCCCUUCUGCCUAUGAAUGGCUCCCUUCAAGAGCCACGGAGGCUGACCACAUUUCCGAGCGGUCUUAAACGGUUUUUCACUUGCCUCACUUCCAACCUCAAUGGCUCCCGUCUGGAACAGACUGUAAUUAUGACAGUUGGGCAUGGCUGCCCCAUGAAUGACUAAUGAUGAUGCAGGU